Molecule: messenger RNA, 1170 nt
Organism: Penicillium arizonense
Lineage: Eukaryota; Fungi; Ascomycota; Eurotiomycetes; Eurotiales; Aspergillaceae
Exons: 7
Coding region: 1-1170 (389 amino acids)
Cellular component (GO): mitochondrion
Molecular function (GO): oxidoreductase activity
Source: RefSeq, a predicted model, not a curated record
AUGGAUGCCCUCCGCGAGCAAGAGUACCCCCUCCUAAGUCAGACAACUUAUCUUGAUCAUGCCGGUACAACUCUCUAUGCCAAGUCAUUGAUCACGGCGUUCUCUCGUGAUAUACAAUCUAGUCUAUUUAGAAAUCCCCAUUCAAUGUCCUUGUCAUCGCAAUUGUCUACACAGCGCACAGAGAAUAUCCGUUUCGCAGCCGACGGAGGAGCGAAUGUCUUCACUCUGCUUAACGCCGCCUCGUUUGUGUCAACCGCUGCUCUCGACCUAGGGGAUGCAAAUGCUGCGCCAGAUUUUACGGCGCUCAGCUUUUACAAGAUUUUUGGAUUUCCUGAUCUAGGAGCGUUGAUUGUCCGAAAAAGCGCUGCCCGCAUUCUCGAACGGCACGGUACCCUUCCUUUCCACAGCAUUAUCGCGCUGGAUGCCGCAAUUGACACGCACGAACGUCUGUACGGGUCAAUGGCAAACAUUUCUGCCCACACUGGGUUCCUCGCCAAGCGAGUCUAUGAUCGACUUGCUGCAUUGACGCACUUCAACGACAAGAACGUCUGUCGAAUCUACCAAUCAGAUUAUGGAAACCAAGCGCUUCAGGGCCCAAUCAUCGCGUUCAAUCUCAGAAACAGUCAAGGCGAGAACUUGAGCUACGUCCACAUCACCUCAACCUCCAUUCCACCUGCACACCCCCAAUUACAACCCCCAACCGCAAAGAUGUUCCGCUUCAGCAAAACCCUCGACCCAAUCACCCUCUUCCACUCCCCCAGUCUGGCAUCGUCGACGCGAGCCCUCAACAUCCUAAAACAAGCCUCCUCGACCGCCGGCGAAACCGCCACAGAGGACCAAGCAAGUGAUCACUCCCGCCAUGCCAAGCAGCAGCGGGGCGAGUUCGAGCUGGAGGUGACCACCUCCCCUCCCACACCCGACCAGCUGCGCAGUAUCCUGGAUUACAUCUCGCCCCUUAGUGGUGUUGGAGGACAGGGUGAGAAGGCUACGUAUGGUGUUGCUGAGUUGGUGAAGGGUGCUCGUGAUGCGGAGGAUGCGCUUAAGAAAUUUAAGGAGGAUAAUGAUAACUUCACUCGGCCUCUGACUGUUGACUGGGUCAAUGGCCGUGCUGUCAUUGGUGAUAGCGAGUCUGAGAUUCUCCGUAUGGUGCGCCAGCUUCCUACCUACUAG